UGCUUUGUUUACGUUCCGUUUGGCAACAUUUUCAAGAGACGAACAAAACGUAGGCCGUUGAUCGGGGCGCGGAAUUUUGUUUCUUAAAAAAUAGAUGUUGGAUUAUUGCGAUGUCAUCGGAUCAAAGGUUGGGAAACUGUGAGGCAUGCAAUGUAAACCCGGCGAAGUACACCUGUCCCCGCUGUGAGGUUAAAACAUGUGGAGUGCAGUGCCUCAACAUUCACAAACGUGAACUCAAAUGCAAUGGCAUAAGGGAUCGUACGAAGUACAUUCCGUUGAUAAAAAUGACAAAAACGGAAUUGAUGAAUGAUUAUUGCUUUUUGGAGGAGUGUACGCGCUUUGUCGAGGAUCGAAAACGGGACAGCAACAAACGUUUUACGCGUUACAACAAAGUGCUGCCCACUCCAUUGUUCCGUCUGCGCAAAGCUGCCCAGGAGCGGGGUACCACCUUGAGGUUUUUGUUGCAGAACUUUACCAAGCAUCAAAAGAAUUCCAGUCAACUGGACUUUCGCAGCUCCGUCAUCUUCUGGCGCGUGGAAUGGUGUUUCCCGGACGGAACCGGUGCACACGUGUUCGUCGACGAACGGGUCAGCGAAAACUGCAAGCUAUAUGAGGCGGUCAGCAAGUAUUUACAAACAGGCAACGAUACCAACGUUCCUGAGUCUGCAACGCUCACCUAUUACCAAGCGUGCGGCAUAAAUGGAGUGCGGUUGCUAUUGAAAGCAGAAGGAAUUAAACAGUGUAGGAAUCGAUUCUUCCCACUGGAUGUUAACAGCACCAUUCGUGAAUGCCUGGCUGGCAAAACGGUCGUGGAAUAUCCUACUAUUUACGUUGUAUUCAAAGAUCGGCUGAAUGAAUUCAAUGUGGUCGACAGCGAUGACGAUGUGGAAAGCGAAAUGCGGCAGUACCAAAAUUAUAUAAAUCAAACAUACGUAUCUACGAGAACGGAACCGAUGAGGAACAUCUCUACCGAGAUGAUCGAGAACAAACUAGAUAACAUGGGAAUAGACAAAGGCACGCUACAAAACGAUAGCAAAACUCGGGAACAAAGUGGACAACCAUCGAAGCUAAACUACCUAUUCAGUAAUGAAAGUGCGGUAAAUUGUUCUUCCUCCGACACAGAAGAUGGUGAAUUGACAGAGGAAGAAGUUGAAAUGGUUUCCCCGAAGCGUACUCGAAUGCUGGAUGUAGAAACUUCUGCACAUGGAAACUAAAUCAGAAACUGUUAAUUUGCAGCAACUGUUUGCAACGAUGAACUGAAACUAUGGGCUAGACCUAUGCUUGUACGAAAAAGGCCGUUUCACUUUGGUUAUUUCAAGUUGUAUGAUGAAAAAGUUAAUGUUUAGAUGAAAUGAAAUAUGGAAGAAAUAAACCGAUGAACUACUUUAUUUUGCAAUCACUCCGCCUUAUUAAAUACUGAUUGCAAUUACUGGACCAAAUGCUGUCUUCUGUCACCAUGCCAAACGAACUAUGUAACCGGAAAAUUUUCGACCGACUGCAUGAUCAUAAACCGUUACGUAUUGUCUGUUAAAACUAUCUUAAGAUUAUAAUAAUCACAGCAACGUUUCCAAGUUGUAGACAAAUAUAUUGCGUAAAAAGUCAAACAAGGAAGUACGGUAGUACGUGCUGCAAUCAGUUUUCCAUCAAAACACUUACACUAAAAAUAUUGGUAAAAAAGCAAUUUUGUUUUGUUCUCAUUGGGCCUAGUCUAAGACAAAGUAGUUCCCUGUUUUUACUGUGUGUCAGCUGAUUUGUAAGGAAAAGAAGGAAAUAAACUCAAACUAGUAACAGUUCCGAAAUGUGUGCCAAAGAUUGACGAUCUGCCUGUUCUGAAUCCACUGUAAGUGUAGAGUGAUGAUAUUCCUUCAUGUGAAAGCGUAUUAAAUAACCCAAAAAUAAAGAACAAACACAAUCAACACGAUACUAGCGACGGCUCCUUUUACGUAGAGUGAUUUCCGGUUCAAGUAAG
Anopheles bellator is the source of this 1969-nucleotide messenger RNA. Its product is annotated as box C/D snoRNA protein 1. The transcript has 2 exons. Bases 111 to 1214 code for a protein of 367 amino acids. Gene Ontology annotation, cellular component: nucleus; pre-snoRNP complex. The record is from RefSeq and is a predicted model, not a curated record. NCBI's taxonomy places the organism in Eukaryota, Metazoa, Arthropoda, Insecta, Diptera, Culicidae. Gene Ontology annotation, biological process: box C/D snoRNP assembly; maturation of LSU-rRNA from tricistronic rRNA transcript (SSU-rRNA, 5.8S rRNA, LSU-rRNA); snoRNA localization.